AUGGCUGCAACACGUGUAGUAGAUAUGAUUGAGCGACCAUGGGCAGAGAUGCCCCCCUGAGUGCUACGACCAUGUCACGACAAGGGUCCGUAGUUCACGGAUCAAGAUGGCCGCCCUACCCAUGACUAAUAUAAAGGCUAGUAGCCUUAUUAGAGACGCCUAUCCGAACGGGUCUUGCGCGUUGUAGGGAAUACUACAUGAUGAAGCAGGAGGCGAGCUUCGCUUCGUUCUUUAUUAGGUUAUAACCGUUGUCUAUCUCAACGUAAACGCAACAGGCUCUACAUUCCUCUGCUACCCUCCCACCAGGUGCAUCUACAUCACAAUAUAAUGAUUACGUAUAUCUUCCCUAUUCAAACCCGUAACAGAUUAUAGCAGAUUAUUUCCGCACUUUAAACUACAUGUCCGAGCAAGAUCAAGCCAACCUUGCGAACAUGACGCUCUCACAUCGAUAUAAGCAUUCUAGCCAACACUCUUCCAGUACCAUGACCACGCCACAGGCGACCACCCCGUCAUCCACGCCUCAGAGAUUCAAUGGCCCUGCGAGGGACGGUGAUUGGACCAACUACCGGGACACGAUUACGUCCCUGUAUCUCGACCAGAACAAGAGCCUAAAAGAGGUCAUGCGCAUCAUGCGAGAAGAAUACUACUUCUACGCAACAGAAAAGAUGUACAAGAUCCGCUUCAACAAAUGGGGCCUGCAUAAGAAGUUGCGGGCCCACCAGGUAGCAGAACUCCUGGUCCAGCGGGGUAAGCGCGCUGCCGUCGGCAAGCCGUCUGUGUCCUUCGUUGGCGGCCGCAAGAUCGAUGCCGACAGGCUCAACACAUAUUUACGCCGGGUCUCCCCCGCCAGGCGCAAGGAGCUAAUCGCCAUACUCUCGGGCAGGGCAGAAAUGGCUAGCACUCAGAAGCGUAGCAUAGAGGACAUCAUAUGUCGGACGCCGUCGCCCGAGCCAGAGCCGGAGAUGGAGAUGGUGCCGAGGCGACUGGAAGCGCCCGAUAGCUUACGGCUGCCCGAGGAAUGCAUGCAAAUCGUACAGACUUACGUCGGGGGCGCCUUCGACGGUGCGUUAUGGCAAAGAACGCCUGACAAGGAAUUGGUGUUUCCACCCCGGGGGAAAACGUGGCUAGACCCCGUGUCGUCCGCUAGGCAACUGUUCAUCAACGGCUUCACGGAGCAGGGGUUCCGCAUGAUUAGGAUAACCUUUGACGGCUACAGAGACGUGAUGUUACGGCAAGACCCCUCGCUGCUCGUCGAGACAUGUCUCGCCCUCGGCGCGUUACGACAAUCCGGGCCAGGCUUAGCCGAGUCAUUGAUCAACUACUCAUACAACAUGUCGCGGAUCGUCUUCGGUCCUAGACAUCCCUUACACUUACUAUUCGCGCGACUAAAAAGCGCCAGCCCGUCCGAGAUCGCGCAGUUCUCGGGCCUGAUACUAGAGACUUUCCUGAAAGCCGUCCAGGUGGAUAGCCGCCUGAAGCCGACGUACCUCGCGACGGUGUACCGCGCGAUGCUCAACAGCGAAUUCCUCGAGCCGGCCGCGGCGCAGCGGUACAUGCAGGACCUCCUCGCGGGCCUCAGGGAGGACACGUCGUUGUCGUCAUCAGCGGCGGACGCGGCAGCCCAGGAAUCAAGAAAGCGAGACAUCGAUCUCCUCGACCACCACCUCACCUGGCUGUUCAACGUGCACAACAAGCCGACGGAGGCCAAGGUGGCGGCGGACACGCUGGCAGCGAACCGCGGCCGCGACCCGCGCCUCGCGCGCUUCAGCUGCUACAACAUGCUGCGCACGCUGCCGACAAGCUACGAGGUCAGCGACGAGGAGGCCGUGAGCAUCCUGUACCGCAGCCUGGCUAUCAGCGAGGCGGAGUUCGGGCACAACGACAACGCGACGGUGACCGUGCUCGCGACGCUGCAGAAGUACCUCCGGCGCAUGGGCCGCGUCGAAGAGGCGGCUAAGGUGCGCAAGGACUUCGAGACAAGGUGGGAUGAGGUGGUGGAGGGUAUGAGCCGGCUGAAGGCCUGACCCGCAGCCCUGAUGAAUACCUACUACAUGGUGCAAUAGAAAGGGGGUAUAUCGCGGUACACUGAAGAGUCGUGAGAGGACAUAUAGGUGGUAUUGUGUAUAUCCUUUAUGUAGUGGCUCCGCAGCUUUGGAUCGCAGACUGCGGGCUU
Molecule: messenger RNA, 2173 nt
Organism: Annulohypoxylon truncatum
Lineage: Eukaryota; Fungi; Ascomycota; Sordariomycetes; Xylariales; Hypoxylaceae
Exons: 2
Coding region: 399-2024 (541 amino acids)
Source: RefSeq, a predicted model, not a curated record